Messenger RNA from Anthostomella pinea, 330 nucleotides. NCBI's taxonomy places the organism in Eukaryota, Fungi, Ascomycota, Sordariomycetes, Xylariales, Xylariaceae. The record is from the annotation of a GenBank genome assembly.
AUGCCUUCGGAAGCUGGUCACAGACUAUACGUCAAGGGUCGCCACUUGAGCUACCAGCGCAACAAGCACACCACCCACCCGAAGACGAGUCUGAUCAAGAUUGAGGGCGUCGAUGACCCCCAGUCCGCCAACUUCUACCUCGGCAAGAAGAUCGCGUACGUCUACAAGGGACAGAAGGAGAUCCGUGGAACCAAGAUCCGAGUCAUCUGGGGCAAGGUCACCAGACCGCACGGUAACUCUGGCGUCGUUCGAGCCAAGUUCACCAGCCCCCUCCCUUCCAAGUCUUUCGGUGCUUCUGUUCGUAUCAUGCUCUACCCCUCGUCGAUAUAA